Thrips palmi is the source of this 1294-nucleotide messenger RNA. Its product is annotated as zeta-crystallin-like. The transcript has 8 exons. The record is from RefSeq and is a predicted model, not a curated record. Bases 193 to 1239 code for a protein of 348 amino acids. Gene Ontology annotation, cellular component: cytosol. NCBI's taxonomy places the organism in Eukaryota, Metazoa, Arthropoda, Insecta, Thysanoptera, Thripidae. Gene Ontology annotation, molecular function: mRNA 3'-UTR binding; NADPH binding; quinone reductase (NADPH) activity.
GAAAUUCAUGUGUCAGAAGCGACCGUGUCGUCUGCCAGUUCAAAGUACCUUGGAAAGAAGUUAAUUUAGGACACGGCCAGCCGUGUAAAUAUAUCCGUGUCAGAAGCUAGUUUCCUUGCUCAUAGCUUUUGAAGUUUUGCAAUUUUCGUUUUCUUUAACCAAAAGUAGCUGACAGCAAUCGGAAAGUCCAUCAUGUGUUCAAAACUUGGGAGCCAUGGACACACCAUACUCUCACAAAUUUCAUCAGUUCAUAAAACUAGUAUCCGGUCUCUUAUGAGAGCAGUGCAAAUUCAUAGAUUUGGAGGUCCUGAGGUUCUACAAGUAGAUCACAUUGAAGUACCUGAAGAAAAAGACAACGAAGUUUUGGUGAAAGUAGAACGGUGUGGUAUAAAUCCUAUUGACGUAUACACUCGAGAGGGUGGUUUUGCAAUUCUUCCCCCUCUUCCCAUUGUACUUGGAAAGGAAGCUUCAGGCACAAUAUUAAGAAAAGGCAAAAAUGUUUCAAAAUUCAAAGAGGGAGAUAGAGUGUAUUGUUGCUUGCCAUGGAAUGGUGGUUAUGCAGAAAAUUUAGUGUGUUCAGAGGACAAUACGUUUUUAUUGUCAGAUAGGCUUUCAUUUUCUCAAGGAGCUGGAAUGUAUGUUCCAUAUUUCACAGCAUAUCGUGCUUUGGUCAUCAAAUGUAGGAUGCAGCCAGGAGAGAAAUUACUUGUUCAUGGGGCAAGUGGCGCUGUAGGAAUCGCAGCUGUCCAGCUUGCCAAACACAAAGGGUUGUGUGUGGUAGGAACGGCGGGUACUGAAGCAGGAUUAGAGGUGGUCAGAAAGGCAGGUGCUGACUAUGUUUUCAACCAUAGAGAGGAGGACCACUUAAGAAAGGCUCAUGAGGUCACCGAUGGAAAAGGGUUCGAUGUUCUCCUAGAAAAUAUGGCCCAUGUCAACCUGGGCAAUGACUUAAUGGUUUUGAGCCAAAAGGCCAGACUUGCGGUGGUGGGUUCCAGGAACGAGGUAACAAUUAUUCCAAGGCAUCUCAUAUACACAGAAGCUUCAAUUGUGGGCAUUAAGCUCUCUGCAAACACAAAGGAGGAAAUGCAAGAGAUGGGAGAUUUUCUUUUGAAAGGGGCCAAUGCAGGGUGGAUUAAUCCCAUAAUUGACACAGAGUUUGACCUUGACUCUGCCAAAGAUGCCCAUAAUUUAAUUGUCUCUAACAGAGGUGCAAGAGGAAAACUAGUUUUUAGAACUUAAGUCUGUCCAUCUGUCAAUGUAUAUAAAAAAAAUAAAUGAAUUUAUAUUUUACUGA